This is a messenger RNA of Blastomyces gilchristii SLH14081, 2167 nucleotides long. RefSeq lists its product as uncharacterized. The transcript is spliced from 4 exons. Gene Ontology annotation, biological process: protein lipidation; protein modification by small protein conjugation; macroautophagy. Gene Ontology annotation, cellular component: intracellular anatomical structure. Gene Ontology annotation, molecular function: Atg12 transferase activity. The record is from RefSeq and is a predicted model, not a curated record. Lineage: Eukaryota; Fungi; Ascomycota; Eurotiomycetes; Onygenales; Ajellomycetaceae. Bases 438 to 1286 code for a protein of 282 amino acids.
CUUGGAACUGUUGCAUCAGAGAACUCUUCAUGACAGUGGUAAAAGCCAAACCGUCACAAUAUCCGAGGACGGUACAACCUCUGGAGGUACAUGUACAUUGGGGCAACGCAAACCAGCCCAAGUUACGCCAAACGGACAUCCAGGACGGACCAGAGAGAACAGAAAGGAUUAAAAUCAAUCAAUAAACCAACAAAUCCCUAAUCAGCCCGAUCUCGAUCAAGCUUUCCGUCGUUCUUGCAAUACACAUUCUUCCAUUUCGGACUGCAAAGGGGUUCCUCCGAAUCGGACCCCGUCUCAACAAACAACUGGCUCGCAUAUCACCAGAAAAAUCCACGCUAGAUGAACACAAACGAAACUGCCCCCAAAAACCAAAAAGAAGUUCAUAACUUUGUCAAUAAUCCCCACCCUUUUUGAAUGCUCUUCAGAUUCAUUUCCCAAUGACAGCCUUGCCGCCGCUUUCCGACUUCCCGUAUCUCACUCGCGAGGAGUUCACCGCUGCUUGUCGCGCCCUAGUAUCAAAAGUCGCUACUCUUCUCCAGCAUGAAGACGAUCUUACCACAAGCCUAGGUUGGACAAGUGUGAGGCUCGAAACCAAGGAAGGCGAGAUAGUUUUGAUAAUCCAGAAGCAGCUCGACGACCCAGAGACUACUUCCCUGCAACAUCUGAAACAUGUGUGUGAUACAUUGCAGGAAGAUGGAGAAAAGGAUGACGAUAAUACGGCUGAGAUUGUCGGGCGCGAUGAUGGUGAUGACGUUGAUGAGAAUGAUCCCGAAGAGCUCAUUCGGCAGCCACGUUGCAGCUCCAAGUUGCAAGUAGAGUACAAUAUUAUGCUAUCCCCCACAUACCAAGUCCCGAUCCUGUAUUUCUUCCUGCACAACAUCAACAACAACAGCAGUGACAUCUCUGCCAAGGGUCCAGAUAGCCUUCUAGACGUUGUUUAUAAUUGUCUUGUCCCCGCUCAGCACCGAUCGGUGCUAAAGGACGUUGGCAUAAUGGGCGGUCUGAGCAUCGGGCAUCACCCACUCUCGGGCCUCCCGGUAUACUUUGUUCACCCUUGCAACACCCCAGAUGCAUUGAGGGACGUAGCAGGGAAUAAAGAAGUAGUAACCACGGAGACGUAUCUGCUAUUGUGGCUUGGCUUGGUGGGGAAUUGCGUGGGCCUACAUGUUCCGAGCAAGCUCCUUAUCGAGACACGAAACCGGGAAGCCUCUUCAAAACUCAUCCAGUCCUUUUCGGGAAAGAAAGGAGGAAGAGCGAUCAAGAGGACCCCAGAGGAACACGUGUAAUGCCCCGGUUUUCUUCUAUUCAUUUGGAGCGCGACAUAUCAAGUUCGGCCUGUGGGAUAAUUUUACUAGGUUUAAUCUUCAUCAGACGAGGCUUCCAUAGACACGUCGCUUUCGUCUUCAUCCAUCGGCGCCUCGCCUUCACUCUCGUCUUCCUCACGGGGUCGUUUGACACCUUGGGGACCCUCGCUGGUGGGUCGCGAUUCGGUCGCCGCAGGUGGUACUGUCAUGCCAACGGAGACUACUGCCGAAGGGGGGCCAUUGAAGAUGGAUUUUUGAAGCUCGGUAGACACGCCAGGCGCCGGGGCGGUAGUUGAUGCGUUAUAGGUACCUCGGAGCUUCGCGAUUAUAUCUGAACUGCCUUUACCAUACGCGAUUUUCUGUUCGUCCCAGUGACGCUGAUGAGCAUAUGUCCCUACCGCUUCCAAUUUGGAGGCUUGAAAAUAGUAUUAAUUUUGUACAUACCAUCUCCUUCCCAAAGAACUCAAAACCCUGCAAUGCCCGCAUAGCCUGAGUGCUGGCUUGAAUAUCUCUGAAUACAACGUGAGCUUGGCCACGCAUCUUUGCCGUUUUCAUCGCAACAACGUCGAGAACGGUGCCAUAAGUGGAGAAGAGCGUGUACAAGGCUAGUCGCAAGUCUGGCUUCUUCAGUUUGUCAGGAAGAUUCGUGCAGUAUAGACUGUAUUAUAGUCAGUAAAUAUCCCAACUAAACGGGUUGAAGGCGGGACAUCGAGAUCUGCUUAACUUACGUUCGGUUUGGAGCUCCCACAUUGACCACCGCGGACGCAGGUUUGGUGGUCAUUUUUUCGGAAAAUUUUUGAACUUGGAGUAUCUCCUUAAAUGAAAUGAAGGAAAUUAAAACGCGAUGCACAUCAAUUGGUUCG